GGUGUCAGAUUUCUCAGUUUUGAGCUGAACACAACAGGCAUCGCGUAUCUCAAAUCUUGUUUAUGCAGUUUUCGCACGAGUGCGCAAAUAUUUGACUUUGUUCCUUCAAGUAUAAAGAUGCUGUUUGCUCGACUCAUUGUUGUGCCAUGCAAAUAUUAUGCGUAAACCAAUGGACCUUGAAGGUUUGGGUAUUGAGCCAAAUCAUUGAAGUAUGUCUGUGAUACUUAGUAAAUAAAUUCGCAGUAAAACCUGCUGUUUUUAAUGCAUAUAUCAUUCGUUUUAAUUUGUUGAGUAGUGCGAACAAUAUGUGCUCUUUAAUCUCUCGAUUCUUGUCCCAAAUCACGAGGAUAAGACGAUCGGAGAAGCAAGAGAAUUUGACUUUUUGAUUACGCCUGGGAGUGUUUCUGUAUUGUCAACCGCUCAACAUUUGCUCGGCGCUUGUUUCAAUUCUGGCAUAUUCGUUGUCGUUGGAAUUGCGGUCAAAGAAAUCGCUGGACCAUCUAUGAUAUUAGCAGUUAUUCUUGGAGCUGUAUUUUCCAUUUUCAAUAGUCUAUCUUUAUGUGAACUUUGCAAAAGAUUUCCGUCCAAAACAAGCUACUAUGACAUUUUGUAUGAAAACGUCGGCGAAGCAUUUGCGUACAUGAUCGCUUGGUUAAAACUAUCCCAAAACCUGUUUAUGGUGGCUUUGAUUACUGUAACUGUCGGUAACUACAUAUAUUACGUUGCAGAUGCACCAUCCCAUAUUUCGUGGUUACCUCCCCAUAAAAGAUGGGCAGAAAUUGAGUUGGACACGCUGGUAUUUUCCCUUGCCUUUUUGGUCCUGGUUUCUGGUGUGGUUGCUGUAGGUUUGCCUCUGUCUUCUGGUUAUGUAAUUUCAUUGUUUUGGGUCAAUGUUACUGCAUUUAUGUUUAUGUUAGUACUUUUGUUAGUAUAUGCUGGUUCUUUUAAAUGGCUUUCUCGUGAAAGCUUUCAGCCAUUUGAGUUCAUGGGCACAUUGGAAGGAGCUGCAUUGUCUGUAUUUUUCUACUCAAAUCUUGAUGAAAUUGUAGAAAUGUCCACUCAGUUUAAGACCACCAACAGCCUUGCUGCAAUCUCGCUAUGUGCAGGCCUGUUGUCUGUUCUAACUUAUUACUUUUCGGCAAUUGUUUUUGUUGCAAGCUCGUUGCCUUUGGAUAAGAUUUCGGCAGUGGCUACGGUUCCCAAGAUAUUUUCAUAUACUACAUUUUAUGAUUCAAAAUAUGUCUUAUCUUCAAUUGCGUUUCUAGUUUUCAUUCUCACUGCGAUGAGGGCUUAUGUCAAUGCACAAAGAUCUUGCAAUUUAUUAACUGACGAUGGCUUAAUCCAUCGUAGCGUAUCAAGUGUGAAGCAAACACACCCCCUUUUUGUUUUAUUCAUUGCACUCUUGUCUAUUCCUUUAUUUGUAUGGAUAUCAGUUGCAAGCCUUAUAGAGGGAUUCUGUGCGAGUUCUUUAAUUAUGACCAUCCUUAUCAAUGCCACACUAAUAUCAGUUCAGUAUCAACCACAAGAAAAACCUGAAAAUGGCAACUCGGUAUUUCCAAGCUGGAAAGCAACAAAAAGUUUGCUUGUAAGACUAGUACUUUGCUGUGGCUGCUUGGCCCAUAGGAAGAUUCUCUCGAAACUUGGAAUCAGUGAAGAUUCAGAACCAACAACAGAAACAAGCAAGUUAGUCAACUGGGCCAUAAUCUUUUACAUACCAUCCGCUCUAGCCUUGGCUAUUGCAUUGGUUUAUGGGAUACCGGCCAUUGAUCAGGAUAAAUGGUUUGUUGUUGGUGUGCUGAUUUAUCUCAUGGUGGUGAUAUUAUUUAAUUUUUGUGUGUUAGCAACUGAACCACGAGUGAAAUCUGUUCAUUAUGACAAUGGUAUCAUGGCAUCAUUUAUUCCAUUGUUUAACAUAAGUCUGUCCUGUGUUUUGUUGGUUACAAUUCGUUGGAAAGCAUUUAUUCCUGUUGGUGGGUGGACUCUGAUAGGCAUACUCGUAUACUUCUUCUAUGGUUUCAAGCACAGCAAUGAAGCAAAUUUUAAUCAAGGGCACCACUAUGUUGAGACGCCUCCUGGCCGUGUGAAAUUUCAUUCAUCACCACAACUUGGUACGAAAGUGAAGCGUAUACAGCCAGAUAAUUUCGUCGAUCAAACGUCGCCAUCUUGGUCUUCUGAUGAAGAAAAAAACUUUGACUUUCCUCAAAAAUAAUUAAUUCGUUGUUGGCUUUUGAAAUCGUUGACUUUCUAAAAUUGAUGAUUUUUUUUAAAAUGAAAUGACAAAAAUUUUUCUUACUUGUGCAACUUACAGAUUACAGUAUUCUAAAAUUCAAUGAAAGUUUCUAGGUAUUAGGUAAGUUGAAAUAAUUUAAAGAAUGAUUGUAUUGUACUUUUAAAGUGAAUCAAACCGCAGACACUAACGAAACGCUGUGUAAAUACAGCAAAAAUUAUGCAGCGGAAAAUUUAAAUACAGAACACUUUUUGCAAA
Xenia sp. Carnegie-2017 is the source of this 2485-nucleotide messenger RNA. Its product is annotated as cationic amino acid transporter 2-like. Gene Ontology annotation, molecular function: amino acid transmembrane transporter activity. NCBI's taxonomy places the organism in Eukaryota, Metazoa, Cnidaria, Anthozoa, Malacalcyonacea, Xeniidae. Gene Ontology annotation, biological process: amino acid transport. The transcript is spliced from 2 exons. The coding region runs from base 503 to 2209 and encodes 568 amino acids. The record is from RefSeq and is a predicted model, not a curated record. Gene Ontology annotation, cellular component: plasma membrane.